AUGCCCCGUAUCAGGAAAGGCUUAGCCAAGACAAAGGCAGUGGCCAAGGUAGUUCGAUCGGGAUCCACUCCAAAAAUCCUGGCCAAGGCCCACGAGAAAGUGCGUUUCAGAAAGCCGAAGACGCGAAAACUCGCACGAGCGCCCAAGUACCCUCGCAAGUCUGCGCCUGCGACGCCGUGGAUCGAUGAGUUCGGCGUUAUUAAACACCCACUGACGACGGAGAGCGCAAUGAAACUAAUGGAAGAUCACAAUACGCUGGUGUUUAUUGUAGACGUUAGGUCUGACAAGCGGAAAAUUCGUCAAGCGGUCGCGAAGCUCUACGGUGUUCAAGCGAGCAAAGUGAACACGCUCAUUCGUCCCGACGGGAAGAAGAAGGCGUUCGUUCGAUUGGCUGCCAACUACGACGCACUUGAUGUUGCGAAUAAGAUCGGAAUAAUCUAA
Messenger RNA from Cyanidioschyzon merolae strain 10D, 441 nucleotides. RefSeq names its product 60S ribosomal protein L23A. Gene Ontology annotation, cellular component: ribosome; cytosolic large ribosomal subunit. Gene Ontology annotation, biological process: ribosomal large subunit assembly; translation. Bases 1 to 441 code for a protein of 146 amino acids. The record is from RefSeq and is a predicted model, not a curated record. Lineage: Eukaryota; Rhodophyta; Bangiophyceae; Cyanidiales; Cyanidiaceae. The transcript has a single exon. Gene Ontology annotation, molecular function: structural constituent of ribosome; rRNA binding.